Suncus etruscus (white-toothed pygmy shrew) is the source of this 3005-nucleotide messenger RNA. It is a transcript of the gene WFIKKN2, whose product is annotated as WAP, follistatin/kazal, immunoglobulin, kunitz and netrin domain containing 2. Gene Ontology annotation, cellular component: extracellular region. Gene Ontology annotation, molecular function: receptor antagonist activity; transforming growth factor beta binding; serine-type endopeptidase inhibitor activity. The transcript is spliced from 2 exons. Lineage: Eukaryota; Metazoa; Chordata; Mammalia; Eulipotyphla; Soricidae. The record is from RefSeq and is a predicted model, not a curated record. Gene Ontology annotation, biological process: negative regulation of transforming growth factor beta receptor signaling pathway. Bases 361 to 2082 code for a protein of 573 amino acids.
ACUAGUCAGUGGUCAGGCGGGACAGAGAAGACAGAGCCUCCGGUGACAAGCGGCAGGUUAGCACGCUCCCACUCGGGUGGGCCCAGAAUCUGCGUCCCAGAGCCCCCCGCUGCGGCCCCUCUCCUGCAACCCUGGAGAGGGAGUUCCCCUGCUGAGACUCUUCCCUUUCAUCUGAAACCGCUCUGCUCACUCGACCCAGCCCCUCAGAGGCCGCACAGGCAGCCGCAGCCUCAGCAGCGAAGAGGAAGGCUGCAGGGGCAGGGGGGGGGGCAGGUGUCUGCAGGCCCCCCAGAAGACCCUAGUGGGGCCCAGCCCCUGGCCUCAUCGCAGGGGAGAUCUCUGACCAUCGUCACUUACACCAUGAGGUGCCCCGGGGGCCUGGAGCUCUGGUUCCGCUGGGGACAGGUGGCGGCCUUGCUGCUGCUGCUGGGGGUGCCGCUGCAGAACCGGGCACUGCCGCCCAUCCGCUACUCCCACGCUGGCAUCUGCCCCAAUGAUAUGAACCCCAACCUCUGGGUGGAUGCCCAGAGCACCUGCAAGCGGGAAUGUGAGACAGACCAGGAGUGUGAGACCCACGAGAAGUGCUGCCCCAACGUGUGUGGGACCCGGAGCUGCGUUGCUGCACGCUACAUGGACAUGAAGGGGCGGACGGGCGCAGUGGGCAUGCCCACGGAGGCCUCAUGUGACCACUUCACGUGUCUGCAGCAGGGCUCUGAGUGUGACAUCUGGGAUGGGCAGGCUGUGUGCAAGUGCAAAGAGCGGUGUGAGAAGGAGCCCAGCUUUACCUGUGCCUCUGACGGCCUCACCUACUACAAUCGCUGCUACAUGGACGCCGAGGCCUGCUCCAAGGGCAUCACGCUGGCUGUGGUCACUUGUCGUUAUCACUUCACCUGGCCCAACACCACCCCCCCACCGCCCAAGACAACUGUGCGCCCCACCACAACCUCCCCCGAGACGCCUGGGCUGGACCUGGCAGCCCCUGCCCUGCUCACUCACCCUGCCCACCAGUCGGUGACAGUCGGGGAGACUGUGAGCUUCCUUUGCGAUGUGGCAGGCCGGCCCAGGCCCGAGGUCACUUGGGAGAAGCAGCUAGAGGACCGAGAGAAUGUGAUCAUGCGACCCAACCAUGUGCGGGGCAACGUGGUGGUCACCAACAUUGCCCAGUUAGUCAUCUACAAUGCCCAGCCUCAGGACGCUGGCAUCUACACCUGCACUGCCCGCAACACAGCUGGGGUCCUUCGGGCCGACUUCCCCCUGUCUGUGGUUCGGGCUGGGCAGGCCGUGGGCAGUGUAGAAAGCAGCCCCAAUGGCACGGCCUUCCCUGCGGCUGAUUGUCUGCAGCCACCAGACAGUGAAGACUGUGGUGAGGAACAGACACGUUGGCACUUCGAUGCCCAGGCCAAUAACUGCCUCACCUUCACCACUGGCCGCUGCCACCACAAUCGCAACCACUUUGACACUUACGAGGCCUGCGUGCUGGCCUGCAUGAGCGGGCCUCUGGCCCUGUGCAGCCUCCCUGCCCUGCAGGGGCCCUGCCGGGCCUACGCUCCACGCUGGGCCUACAACAGCCAGACGGGCCAGUGCCAGUCCUUCGUGUAUGGGGGCUGCGAAGGCAAUGGCAACAACUUCGAGAGCAGAGAGGCUUGCGAGGAGUCCUGCCCUUUCCCCAGGGGCAACCAGCGUUGCAGGGCCUGCAAGCCAAGACAGAAGCUGGUGACCAGCUUCUGUCGCAGCGACUUUGUCAUCCUGGGCCGGGUCUCUGAGCUCACAGAGGAGCCCGACUCGGGCCGUGCCCUGGUGACGGUGGACGAGGUCCUCAAGGAUGAGAAGAUGGGCCUCAAGUUCCUGGGCCGGGAGCCCCUGGAAGUGACGCUGCUCCAUGUGGACUGGGCCUGCCCCUGCCCCAACGUGACGGUGGGGGGGACCCCUCUCAUCAUCAUGGGUGAGGUGGACGGCGGCAUGGCCAUGCUGCGGCCUGACAGCUUUGUGGGGGUGUCGAGCCCCCGGCGGGUCAGGAAGCUGCGGGAGGUUCAGCACAAGAAAACCUGUGACCUCCUUAAGGAUUUCCUGGGCUUACACUGAGCCUCUCAGUCCACUUCACCCCAAUCCCAUUUUCUCUCCCAACCUUGAUGCCCCUCAGUAAGCAAACUGGACAAAGCCCAAUAGACAGCAUCAUGCAGGGGGAGAGUCAUUUGUCUUGGCACACAUCAGAAAUCCGUGUUGAUCUGAACCAAGGGUCCCCCAGAGAAACCUAUAUAUGAGUCACCUUAGUCCCAGUGAUGCAAGCACAGAGAGGUAUCAUUCUCCUCCCUGGGACUGCCCCUUCCCCAGGGGCCAUAAAGAUGGGGUGUGGUGGGGGAGGCUCAGGAACGGGAAUAUAUCACUUUGCAAGAGAAAGAGAGGGCCCAGACUCUGCACCCCUUAGCAGAGACCACCUGAGUGAGGGCAGAGCAGGUGGGGUGCAGGCCGUGUGCAGACAGCAGGACAGGAGCAUUUAUUUGUGCUCUGACCUAGCUGGCUCUGUGGUCACUGAGUCCCCACAGCACCCUGAGAGACCAGAUCUUUCUCCCUGGCUCUGGUGAUGGCUGCUUUGUCGAGUCACUGUCCGUCAUUCCAAACAAGUGAACAGACCUUUUCUGAACGCUUCACUGGGUGCCGAGGAGUCGUGAGUUGUUGUCGCACCCCUGAAACGCGCUAGUGGUUGGCCUGUGCAGCUGUCGAAUGGUCCCUUUACAGGGACAGCGUGCUUUCAUGCGCCAGGGGUUUCUUAGGACAAAAGCAGCAUCUAUUUUGGUAAGAUGAGAAAGGAAGAGAAAAAGCAGGCAGGGGAGGAAGGGUUGGUGGAGAAAGAAAGGAGGAGGGGAAGUAGGAUCGGCUCGAUGCUCCCACCUGCUGGCCAUCUCGGGAGUUGCAGGGGACUGCUGCUGGGAGGCUGCAGUUGUUGAUCUUGUUGGUGAAUUUUCUUUGAGGGUCCAGACACCCCAACCCUAGACAAAAGAUGCGGG